Aspergillus bombycis is the source of this 1275-nucleotide messenger RNA. RefSeq names its product putative chitin biosynthesis protein (Chs5). Gene Ontology annotation, molecular function: protein dimerization activity. The coding region runs from base 1 to 1275 and encodes 424 amino acids. Gene Ontology annotation, biological process: Golgi to plasma membrane transport; conjugation with cellular fusion. The transcript has 2 exons. The record is from RefSeq and is a predicted model, not a curated record. Lineage: Eukaryota; Fungi; Ascomycota; Eurotiomycetes; Eurotiales; Aspergillaceae. Gene Ontology annotation, cellular component: exomer complex; trans-Golgi network.
AUGCUGGUCUCCUUGACUGUUGGCAAGGUAGACGCUGGAGUCGCCGUCCUCUUGACACAGGAUAACCGACUGAUCGAGUUUCCCUCGGUCCUCCUCCCUAACAACAUCACAUCCGGCAGCAUCGUCGACAUCACAGUAGCGCGCAAUCACAUCGCCGAAGAAGCCAGUUCCACCGGAUUCCAAAGUCUCCAGAAACGCAUCCUCAACACAUACGGUGUCAAGACUCCCACCCCGCCGGUUCUGCGACUCCGCAACGCAACCCAGACCUCGCUAGUACUGGAAUGGGACCCGAUCGACCUGGCCACAGCAUCUCUGAAAUCCCUCUCACUCUAUCGCAAUGGCUCCAAAGCCGGAUCCAUCCCGCGACCCCUCGAGACACGCUCCACCAAGAUCAGCGGAUUGGCAAUCCACACCGAAUACACCUUCCACCUAGUCCUGCGCACAACCGCCGGCACAUACCAGUCGGAGAAGCUGACAUGUCGGACGCACAAGAUGACCGAUCUCUCCGGUAUCACGGUUACGGCGGGUGUUCUGCCGGAACAGCAGAAGGAGGCACUUGGUGCGGCGCUGGAUCGCAUCGGCGGCAAGCUGAUUGAUACGGUCCGCAUCGAUACGACUCACUUCGUGUGCACGGAGGGAAGAGGCCCGCUGUGGGAGAAGGCGGUUGAGAUGAAUAUUCCUGUCGUGACGCCGGAAUGGGUGGAUGCCUGUGAGGCUGAGGGCACUAUCGUGAGUGUCCGUGGCUACUACUUGAAUGCCGACCCCAAGGCUAGACAGCUGGGUCCUAUUCAUGCGUCGACGCAACAUCAGCGUACCAUGUCCACCAUGACUGCCAACACACAGAAUCAUAUCCAGUCCCAGUCGAGACUGAGCCUCCAGCCUCAACCGACGCGAGAGAGACAGGAGUCUCUCGCUGAACCACCGGUUACGCCGUUCCCCGGGGCCAGCAUGAGCGGUCAGCCGAAGGCUGAGGACUCAGAAGGACCUUCAGAUGAUGAAGAUGAACUGCCUCCUCCCCCACCUCCUCCCAAGGAUGAGGGUGAACCUGCAGAAUCCCCAGAGCCGACUCCUAAUGGCCAUGCCGAGCAAAAUGGGGAGGCCGAUGCUACGGAAACAUCAGUUUCAUCCGAGAAGGAGGACAAGGCUGAUAGUGAAGAGAAGGAAGACGAUGCGGAAGAGAAAGCAGAGGAAACAAAAGAAGAACCAUCAGGCGAUGAGGUGAAAAAGGGCAAGGGAAAAGAAAGUGAAGGGGACUUUAAUGAAGUCCCUCUUUAA